UUAUACAUGUCUAUGUGGGUGGGUGUCGGCCAUUGGGUGAUGACGAUAUGAACUCGUUACUAUAUUUAGUACUUGUUUAUCGUUAGUUAUAACAUAGAAUUCCUUAGUUAUAAGUUUUAACUUCUAACUACUACGAUAAUAGUAUUACUAUAUUUUAGUUCAUACUUAUAAUAGUGAGAAGUGACGAUUAUAUUUUAAUAUCGUAAUUUAUUAAUUUGUAAUAUUAUAGUUACUUGAGUUACCAUUAGAUAUUUAGAUAUUAAUGAACUAAUUACUAUUAACUGACAUUUAUGCUACAGUCUUAUUAUACUUCGAACAUUUUUUGGAAUUACAUUAAUUAGUAUUAUUAAAAUCCAUUUAACUGAAUAAUUUUAAAAGUUUUUGAGUAUUAAUUCAAAAUGUGUUCAAUAUCAAAUAAAAUGUGGAAAAAUGCAUUAUGUGUGUGGGAAUUCAGCCGUACAAAAAAUGUUACUAUGAUCAGUCGACUAUGUACAGCACCAAUUACAAACUCUGAACAGGAUGACGAUAAAUCAUUAACUAAAGAAAAGGCUCACACGUUAGUAAUGAAUUUGACAAACGAAGAAAGAGACAAUUUGGCAUGGUGCUUAAAUCAUUACGAAUCGGAAGAAACCAAAGCAGAAUAUCGAGGUCAAUUGGCCGGGUUCAGAUGGCGUUCAAAGUUUGGUCGCCCCAGUAAAGUACCUGAACUAGGAGAUGUAGAUCCAACAGGCUCUUACUGUCCAUUGCCAGAAGAAUGGCUAUUAAAAAAAUACGCGGAAACUGUACCAGAACCAACUAGAGCACAAUUAUUUAGAGUGGGAUUGCAAAAUGCUAUUCCUUUUAUUAUGUUUGGAUUUUUGGACAACUCAGUGAUGUUAAUAUGUGGUGAAUCAAUUGAAAGAACUGUUGGUGCUGUAAUUACUAUAUCGACAAUGGCUGCAGCUGCAAUUGGUAAUACUUUCUCUGAUAUUCUUGGAAUUGGGUCUUCAUAUUAUGUGGAACAAUUGGUAAUCAAACUUGGUUUAAAACCUCCGAAUCUAACACCAAUUCAAUUGGAUAUGAAUUGUAGUAGACGAGCUGCUAAUUUAGUAAGGGAAGAACGCUUGGAGUUACUCUAGGUUGCUUUUUGGGGAUGUUUCCUUUACUAUUAAAAAAAGAUGAAGAAUCUAAGGAUGAAAAGUCUGUCGAGGAAGAAGAUGAAAAAUAAAAAAAUAUUUAUUUUCACAGGUUAUAAAUAACUUUUAUUCUGACUGAUUCCUUUAAAUAAUUAUAAUAUAGAACAUAAUAUAAUAUACCCAGUGUAAUUAUUAGCAGUCAUUAUAUUCUUUGAUAUUUACUUUUAUCUGAGCGUUAAGAAUUAAUCUUAUUUUAGCAUCUGUUCAAUUUAAAUGUACUGCUUUAUUUCAAAUUACUAAACUGUAUUGUUUGUAACAUAGUUAAAUAUCUAUGUUUAUUAUUUUUAGGUGCUCUAUAUAUUUUAUACAUAGUUAAUUAUUUAUAGUUAAUACUAUUUAUUAGUUUUUAUUAUUUUAUUAGUGUAUUCUAUAUUUACUGUUUAUUUAUAAUUAUUUAUACUAUUUUACAAUGUAUUUUUACCCAAAAAAUAAACUAUAAAUAUUGAUUUCUUCAA
Metopolophium dirhodum (rose-grain aphid) is the source of this 1630-nucleotide messenger RNA. Its product is annotated as transmembrane protein 65. The record is from RefSeq and is a predicted model, not a curated record. Gene Ontology annotation, cellular component: mitochondrion. Bases 399 to 1118 code for a protein of 239 amino acids. NCBI's taxonomy places the organism in Eukaryota, Metazoa, Arthropoda, Insecta, Hemiptera, Aphididae. The transcript is spliced from 6 exons.